Molecule: messenger RNA, 2183 nt
Organism: Geodia barretti
Lineage: Eukaryota; Metazoa; Porifera; Demospongiae; Tetractinellida; Geodiidae
Source: the annotation of a GenBank genome assembly
UAUGUCGUCAGUUGCAGUGGAGGAUAGCGUGAAGCUUUUAGCUUCCCUAGAUCCCCAGCUGGCUUCUAUUUCCGCCCAAGCAUGGGGCAAACUUGACUCCGUGAGUACCGCUGAAGAAAUCGUAGCUAGCUACUGUCGUAUUUGUUUGUGUUCAGGUGGGGGAGUUGUGUGCAGGGAGCAUGGUGGAGGGUGAUGAGGUGAGGGUGUGGGCAGUGAGGGUGAUGAGGGAGGUGGUGGGGCCCUCUUCGCUGACUCAGCUCCUCCAGAAGUGUGGUCAGUGGCGAGCCACACUUAUCUCUGCUCUAAAGACAUCAAAUAGUGCAGUCGUCCUGGCGGAGGUGUGUGGCUGCGUGUCCUCACUAGUCACUGCAGCUCACGCCACUGGUCUGAGAGACUUCAGCACAGUCCAUCUCCCUCCCCUCCUCUCCUCCCUCCUCCGGUUCAGGGAGGCUUCUCCCUGUCUGCAGUCUGCCGUGCUACCUGCUGUCUCCACAGUCUUCCACUGCUACCCAAUGGCCUGCAAGACCCACAGGUCUGCAGUGUUACAAUGGGGAAAGAGGGUCUGAUGAACUCUGACCUCUGUCUGAGUCGUGAGAGUGCCCGACUACUGGUUGUCACCCACCAAAACCCCGCCCACUGGACGCUCAUCCUCUCCUCCUCUCUCUCGUCCCUCUCCUCCGCCCUUCUCCAUUUCUCCCUCACACUCUCACAGACCACACCCCUCCCCGAAGAUUUGAACCUUGACCUCCCUCCAUCGGAGCCGAGUCGCUCUACCAAACUCCUGGGAAUGAUUACAUCACACUGUCGGCUGUUGUCCCAUCUCCUCUGCUCCCCACCCCCCUCUGCACUCUCACUCCCACUCGGCACACUUGUGGGUGUGGUCACAUUCGGACUGCGUAUAGGUAGCAAAAGGGUUGUCACCGUGGCAACUGAUUCCACCCUCCUACUGGCCCUUCUUCCCUUGGUUCACUCGUCACUCCUCACACUUCUCACUUCACUCAUCACAUCCUCACAUUCUCACCUUCUCCCGUUUUCCACUGCCAUUGACUCUGGCCUCCUGCGUCAGAUGAGUAACGAGGGGUGUGUGGUCUGGAGGAGGUGUGUGAGCGGUGCAGUGUGUGCCUGGGUGAGGGUGAGGGGGGAGGGUGGGAAAGGGGACUGGUUUGUGGGUUCCGUGGUUCAGUGGUUGCUCAAGUGUUGUCGCUCUGGAGAUCAAGGUCAGAUGGAGUUAGGUUUGAACAGCCUGAGUGUCGUGAUGGCCCACUGCCCCAUCUUCCUCCCUCCUCAUCUAAAACAGGAAGUAUGUGACGUGGUAUUUGAGACACUGUCACAGUCUUCGUCUUUACCUUCGAACAUGGCCCUGGGUGGAGUAAGAUUACUCCGACGGUGUUUGGAGUACCCCAGCUCUACAUCACUUCCCAGAGCAGUGAGAGUACUCCAAAAUCUUACUCGACACUCCAGCAGUGAGGUGUGUGAGGAGAGUAGACAGGGGCUGGCUCUGUGUAGCUUGCUCCUGCACCCCGUGGGCCCCCCGUGGGGGUCUCGUUCCGGGCCAAUUUCAGAGGGUAUUCCCCCCAAUCAACUAUCUGUCAAUCUGAUGGAUGUACAACCUUCUACGCUACCCACUGUUCCCCCUAGUGCUCCAGGGGUUAAUUAUACAGCAGUGAAUGGACCCCUGCAAGAACUGGGAGAGACAUUGACACAACAUGAUAGCAGGAAAAGAAGACGUGAAGGAGAGUCGAGAUGUGCAGAAGAAGAGGCCGAUGUUGUGCCUGCUAGCACUGAAGACCUUGUAGGGAGCGAGGGGCGACGGAGGAGGGAGAGAGGAGAAAAGAGGGGGAGAGAGCGGACGGUGGAAGAAAAAGCCGUCGAACUGUUUGUAGUGGUGAGGGGAGGGACGAGAAGGAAAAGAGGGAAGAAGGCAAGGAAGAAGAGGAUGCUGUGUUGGGAAGUGGUCAGGGCAAGGAGAGUAGAGAUGUGCGUAAAGAGGGUCGUGGUGGAAAUGACGGAGAGAAAAGGGCAGGAGAGUUGAGGGUAAGCUUCGAAGAAGAUAAGGCUUUUGAAGCACCAAAGGAACUAGGAGGUGGUGAAGUUUUGUCCACAGCAGAGGGCGAGAGAGGUGGGAGGAAGGAGGGAGGAGGAGACGGGUUAGGCGAUGAGGGAGGAACGGUGGCAGUGGAAGA